CAGCAUCACGAUGGAAAACAUACUGGAACCGAGCAGCUCCGACGACAAUAUGCCGACGGACAGCAAGAAAGAUCUCCAAUCCUUACUUUCGUCGGAAGACGACUUUUUCGACCCACCGCCAUCAACAAGCCGACGUGACUCGUCCGGCAAUGAAGAUAAACCCGAUCUGCGGACAGAAUUCGAAGACAUCAUACUGCCAGAGAUGGGACACGACAACAGCGUACUGUUGUCGGUAAAGGAACCGAAAGAUCGGGAACGUGAAAAGCGCAAAGAAACGAAAAGCAAGCGAGAGCUUGAGGAAGAAGAACUGGAAAAGAUGCAGGUGCUCGUUUCAAACUUUACCGAAGGACAGCUGGAUCGGUACGAGAUGUAUCGACGUGCUGCAUUUCCCAAAGCGGCCGUAAAGCGUCUCAUGCAGACCAUUACGGGCUGUUCAGUUUCGCAAAACGUUGUGAUUGCUAUGUCCGGUAUAGCGAAAGUAUUCGUGGGGGAAGUAGUUGAAGAGGCACUGGACGUGAUGGAACGGGCUGGAGAAACUGGUGCCAUACAACCGAAGUAUUUACGAGAGGCAGUACGUCGAUUAAGGAACAAAGGACACAUCCCAACCGGACGGGGACAUAAGCAAUUUUUCAAACUUAAUUAAUCAUGUAUAAGUGUGUAGAAUAUAGUUUGGGUCCAUUUUUGCAUAAAAA
Molecule: messenger RNA, 692 nt
Organism: Anopheles maculipalpis
Lineage: Eukaryota; Metazoa; Arthropoda; Insecta; Diptera; Culicidae
Gene: Taf11
Product: transcription initiation factor TFIID subunit 11
Exons: 2
Coding region: 11-643 (210 amino acids)
Biological process (GO): RNA polymerase II preinitiation complex assembly; transcription initiation at RNA polymerase II promoter
Cellular component (GO): nucleus; transcription factor TFIID complex
Molecular function (GO): protein heterodimerization activity; transcription coactivator activity
Source: RefSeq, a predicted model, not a curated record